AACAGCACGGAUAUUUUGGUGUCAUUGCGCUGCUACACUCACCAGUUACUCCUCGUGGGACUGAAAACAAGCAGAGGUCGGUUGCAAAACCAGUCGGGCUGAGAGGCGGUGUGAUCUCUGACAUGAUACCACACUGCUGAGAAGUGGUGAAACAUGUCGUGCAGCGGGGUCAAGUCCUUUCUGGGGAGCCUGUCUCGGAGGAAGCCCCUUGAGCCCGAUGGGGAGCAGUCCACGUUUAACCGGUGCCUGACCACGCUGGACCUGGUGGCCCUCGGCGUGGGCAGCACCCUGGGAGCCGGCGUCUACGUCCUCUCUGGAGAGGUGGCCAGGGACACUUCGGGGCCCAGCAUCAUCGUUUCCUUCUUCAUCGCCGCCCUGGCCUCUAUAUUUGCCGGGCUGUGCUAUGCAGAGUUCGGGUCCCGGGUUCCAAAAACAGGCUCGGCGUACCUUUACAGCUACGUGACCAUUGGAGAACUUCUGGCUUUUAUCACCGGAUGGAACCUGCUGCUCUCCUACGUCAUAGGAACAUCCAGUGUGGCCCUGGCAUGGAGUGGGACAUUUGAUGACCUAAUUGGAGGUGUCAUAUCAAAAUUCUUUGAAGAAAAUGCGGCCAUGGGCCUUCCCGGCCUCGCACCGUACCCAGAUGUCUUCGCGGCUUUUCUCAUCCUGCUGCUGUCAGGUGUGCUGGCUUUCGGAGUGAAAGAGUCAACAAACAUCAACAAGGUCUUCACCGCGGUCAACAUCCUGGUGCUGGUGUUCGUGGUCAUCUCCGGGUUCAUCAAGGGAAACAUCUCCAACUGGCAAAUCAGCGAGGAGGUCCUGAUAAACGCCACAGCGAACGCGGGAAACUUGAGCUCCACUGCUAAUGUAACAAGUGUGUAUGGCGUGGGUGGAUUUUUUCCUUACGGCUUCGGUGGAACCCUGGCUGGAGCUGCGACGUGCUUUUAUGCAUUUGUCGGAUUCGACUGCAUCGCCACAACAGGCGAGGAGGUGAAGAACCCCCAGAAGUCGGUGCCUCUGGGCAUUGUGGCCUCGCUGCUCAUCUGCUUCCUGGCCUACUUUGCUGUGUCCGCUGCCCUCACCCUGAUGAUGCCCUACUACUUGCUCAGUGAAAAAAGCCCCCUGCCAGUGGCCUUUGAGUACGUGGGCUGGGGUCCCGCCAAAUACGCCGUGGCUGUGGGAUCGCUAUGUGCCCUGUCCACCAGCCUGCUAGGCUCCAUGUUCCCGAUGCCUCGGGUUCUGUUUGCCAUGGCGAGAGAUGGGCUUCUCUUCCAACCCUUGACCAAAGUCACCGCUAAGGGCAGUCCUGCUGUAGCUACCAUAUCAUCUGGAGUUGUGGCAGCUAUCAUGGCUCUACUGUUCGAUCUGGAAGCCCUGGUGGAAAUGAUGUCCAUCGGCACCCUCUUUGCUUACACGCUGGUGGCCAUCUGCAUCCUAAUACUGAGGUACCAGACAGGUCCUUCCGAAUGCUCAGACCUGCAGAUCAUAGAAUCAAACACCAGAUUCGGCUUCUUGAAGCCCCCGUCUUCUCCCACCCCCGCCACCUCACGAACAGUCACAAUCUUGAUUGUAGUGUCUGUUGCGUGUGUUGUUGCACUGUGCGUCAUCCUGUCUCAGGCCAUAGGUGCUCUGGCCAGCGCCGAAGCAUGGUGCGUGGUCCUUGUAUGCAUCCUCGGCUUAGUCAUCCUGCUCAACACUUUCCUCAUCUGGAGGCACCCGCAGAACCCCACCAAAGCAACGUUUAUGGUGCCUUUACUCCCUGCUCUGCCUUUGGUGAGCACAUUCAUCAACGUCUACUUGAUGGUGCAGUUAGGAGGAGACACAUGGUUACGAUACGCCAUCUGGAUGUUAGUCGGGUUACUCAUCUACUUUGGCUACGGGAUCCGGAACAGCGUUCAGAAGAAGCGUCAAAAGGGCAAGCACGCGACGGUUGAAACAGUCACCAGCCAAACAGAGAAGGACGCGGUUAAAGAGGAGAAGUUCUGAGCUCAGGUGGAGCGAGGACAGAGAAAACUGAGAUGUUACAGUGAGUAAGCGCUUUGAAUGUGGAUCUACAGUUUUACACACACACACACCAGUGCCGGUCUGGUUCUGCAGUGUUUCAGUGCCUGAGAGCGUCAAACCCCCACAUAUGUAUGAUAUAUAUUUUUACUUUUAUUCCACACUGACACUUUAUGUAAUCCUUCAUGGAAUUUUUUUUGUUGUUGUUGUUUGUUUGUUUGAAGCAUAUUUGGACUUGUGAUGUUUAAGAACUGGGAAUCAUAAUAUGUGAGCUACAAAUUAGGGAGCCCACAUUUGAAAAUGUAAACCUCACCCCAAGCUUAUUUUCACGUACUUAUUAUUAAUCAUGUGUGUAUCACCAUCAGUGUCGUGUGCUGGAGUUUCCAAACCUGAUAUUUAACUAGCCCCCACAGAAAAAAAGUGUAGAUAAUUAAUAUGUUAUUGCAUUGAGCACGUUUACACUUUUAAAAUGUAAAAUUCCAUCUCACUUGUGUUAAUGAUUAUAAAUCUUAUUUUUGUGAGAGGCAUGUAGAUACCGGAAGCCUUUUGUGGAAUGUGAUAUUUUAUUUGUUUAAACUUUAAACAGACUGUGUUGAUGAGUGUAAAUAUGGAAACUGUAAAUGUUUGCAAAUUACGUAUGUGUAAAUUAAUAAAAAAAGGAAUAAUCCUGUUUUUCACACGA
Messenger RNA from Mugil cephalus (flathead mullet), 2683 nucleotides. Its product is annotated as cationic amino acid transporter 2-like. Lineage: Eukaryota; Metazoa; Chordata; Actinopteri; Mugiliformes; Mugilidae. Gene Ontology annotation, cellular component: plasma membrane. The transcript is spliced from 14 exons. Gene Ontology annotation, molecular function: amino acid transmembrane transporter activity. The coding region runs from base 154 to 1986 and encodes 610 amino acids. Gene Ontology annotation, biological process: amino acid transport; transmembrane transport. The record is from RefSeq and is a predicted model, not a curated record.